UUAAAGCCCAGUUUACAGCUCCAGACGCCACUGAUGAUGUUCAGCACUCGCUUACAAGAUUAUUAAAGAUCAGGACUAUUCUGGAACCUCUCGGUUAUACCAGUGUAUAACACCGACACUACAAAUGUUGGCGGUCUCCCGAAUCUGAUGUGUUCAUUUCAGGGUUUGGAGUGUCUCCUAAUGUCCUGCUGAGCUGAUUCAGGUGUGUUUGAUUAGAGAGAGGUUGAACAUGUGUACUGUUGGUGUGCCUGGUGUGUUUGGACAGACGAUAAUGCACAAUUAAAAGCAGAAUCUAACUCAUGUUUGGUGUGAACCAUUCCCAUCCUUCAUCUAGUCUUACAGCAACACUCGCCAGUGUGGGAGCGGCCAGUAUUCCCAGUGCUGGACUGGUCACCAUGCUGCUCAUCCUGACGGCGGUGGGUUUGCCCACUCAGGACAUCAGUCUGCUGGUGGCGGUGGACUGGCUGCUGGACCGCUUCCGUACCUCAGUGAAUGUGGUGGGAGACUCAUAUGGCGCAGGUAUCGUCUAUCACCUGUCCAAGGCAGAGCUGGACGCUCUGGACGCCCAGCACGGGAAGACUGACGACAUCGAGAUGAUGACCAAGACCCAGUCCUACUAUGAUGACCUCAAAAACCAUCAUGAAAACAACUCCAACCAGUGCGUCUUUGCUGCUCAAAAUUCAGGCUUAGUAGAUGAUUGCAAGGUAACCCUGGCGGCCACCAACGGCUCGACUGCGGAGAUCACAGUCGUUGAGGAAGAACCCUGGAAAAACGAUUAAAAACCCCCGACCCAACCCAAAAGCAGAGACAACCAACCUACAUCCAUGCACAUAGAGCACAAACGGCUUUCCUAGAUGAUUCCUGUUCGUUUCUAACCUCUUUAACUAAAUAUAAACACACGUAACACGAGAAUGUGAGGCCCAAAGCUGACACGCUUGUGUAAAGUAUUCUCCACGCCAGUACACUUCAACACCGUUAUGUUUGAGGAGUGUUUAUCAGACACACACUGCCUGUAGCUGCCCACCAUAUGAACCUCCUCGCUCACCGUAGAUCCUCUCUGUCCAAUCACAGCGUUUCUCAUCAGCCUCAUAGGGUGUUGCUAGGACACAGACGACUGUAUGGCACACGUGUGUGUGUUCUGUGUGUGUGUGUGUGUCUCAAGAGCACAAACACCUUUCAGGCCAGUAUAUUUACAGUUCAGGUUUAACCACAGUCCUUCAGAUGUACCGAAAUAUGCAAUGCAAGCCUUACGUUUCAUUCCUAAUCAAGCACAAAUCAUAAAUCGAUAUAUUUAUGUCGCACAACCAAAACAACGGCUGAAUCACGAGCUCCAGAAGUGCAUCUUUUAAACUGACGCGGCUAUUUUUAUAUACGCUAAACCGGGUUUGGCUUUAUUAACCAAUUUACACAUCUGAUAUAUGCUGACAAGCCAUCUACACUAGUCCACAUCUGCUCAGAGCAUUCCCCAACACUGAUGAGAUGUAGAAGUAAACUCAGGCUCCUCCAUAACCCCAGUGUAUCUGUCGGGGACAUGAACAUUCCUGCUGCAGAGCGAGAGCGUCUGAAUGAAGCGCAUGCUGGAGAGAAUCAAUGUUUACCUGUUUUUAUAAUCCAGUGUUUUUAAAUACCUAAUGCCUUCGUGUCUUUUACUACUGACGCUGUUCUUUAUUUCCUUCAUCGCACUUUUGCAUCCCUUUUAAAAGAUUUUACCUCAGAAAAACACAUUCGCCAAGGCUAUCGCACCCAACGCGUCGCUCAAAUCACUGGACGUAUUACGACCACUCAUUUUAAAGAGGAUUUUAUACGUAAGCUGAUCCAAAACACUACCUCUGGAUGUCCGUCCUCUUUCACCUCCUCCAGACGACUGUUUCUGAGCCCCGUCAUGCUGCAAAAACAUCACUUCCUGUCCGAUCGACCAAUCACACGCGUCCACAUACCUCACCAAGCCAAUCAGAGAUUCACAUUCGAAAUCACAGCUAAUCCCAGAUUUGGAUUCUAGAUCCCUAAUGUGUCUAACCGCUUCGCUAACUAAACAGUGUUAUAAUCUUGAAAACAAGCGCCAUAUGAACACGCACCAUAAUGUGAAUUUAGGCUGACGUGUCCAGCGUCGCCCCCUGAGCCUCCGUCGUGUUUGAUCUCACUGUUAGCUGCAUGGACAUUUAGUGUUUUGCACCAGUUUCUUAAAGUAAGCAUGCAUUUUGAAGUGCCUCCUUGCACUUUGUGUAUAUACUGAAGGCAGCGGCGCUGCUAGUGCGGGAAACUGGGGGUCCUAUACGCCCCCACACCGAGGGCCCAAAAAUUCUACCAUUCCGCAUUUUCUACUGAGGGAUUCUGACCCAAUGAAAUGUACUGUACGGAGCCCCGAACUCCUAGCGGCGCCACUGAUCGUGGGUAACACCAGUAUGAUAUUUUCAGUCGUAGAGUCGUGGAGAUAGUGUUUAAUUGAUGUGAGCGUUUUAAUGGAAGUGUUUUUGUAAUCCUGUAGCGCUGUAUUCCCUCAUCGUGCUGCAUUAAAUACUCUAGUCAGAUGUCUAGAAGCGUAGUGAGUUUAACUCUCAUUUCAGCAGUUUCAUAUCCUGAUCUGGAAUGUUUUUAUUCUUCCCUACAGAAAUAUAUAUAUAUAUAUAUACAUGUGUGUGUGUGUGCGUGUGUGUGCGUGUGCGUGUCCCCUGCAUUUAUAUGACAGAAAUUAAAAAUUAUAAUCUAACAUGCGACUCAAAAAAGAAAACUGCAGAAGAUAUUUGUAUAUUAUAUAUGGCAUCUCUAAAUAUCCAGCCUAUAUUUUUGAGGAUGUUCUGCGAUAGACCUUGUGGUAGUCUCCUAUAUGAUUCUGUGUUAUGUACAUCAACCGUCUGGAACAUCAGGAUGAGAUAUGCUGACCAUAUAUAAACGCACACUGUCUGACGUCUGCUCUUGCACUCCAUAUAUUUCGCACACACAAAGGCAGGCACAAUUCUGACGUCGAGCAUUAUUAGGAUAACCCAUGUGUAUUCUUACUUAACCGCCUUCAUCUGGAAGCGUCACUAGUCGAUGGUUUACAUCUCUGACGGUGUGAGCUCGUCUCUUCUGCUCCUCACCCUUUUCGUGAUGUGAUUUUUUAAUGCAAAGGGAGAGAAAACUAUAAAGGAAUGUGGUGAAAUAAAUGAUUUCCUGUGUCAUAGCUGUGAAAUAAAAGUGUGUUCAUGCAUAUCAAUAUGUGUUGUACCAUUGGUGUACAUACAGUUAUUAUAACUAAUAAAUGUUGAUUCAUAACUAA
Molecule: messenger RNA, 3256 nt
Organism: Danio aesculapii
Lineage: Eukaryota; Metazoa; Chordata; Actinopteri; Cypriniformes; Danionidae
Gene: slc1a2b
Product: solute carrier family 1 member 2b
Exons: 3
Coding region: 300-779 (159 amino acids)
Biological process (GO): L-glutamate transmembrane transport
Cellular component (GO): plasma membrane
Molecular function (GO): neutral L-amino acid transmembrane transporter activity; glutamate:sodium symporter activity; L-glutamate transmembrane transporter activity
Source: RefSeq, a predicted model, not a curated record